This is a messenger RNA of Penicillium verrucosum, 1749 nucleotides long. RefSeq lists its product as uncharacterized. The transcript has 3 exons. Gene Ontology annotation, cellular component: membrane. Bases 1 to 1749 code for a protein of 582 amino acids. The record is from RefSeq and is a predicted model, not a curated record. Gene Ontology annotation, biological process: transmembrane transport; metal ion transport. Gene Ontology annotation, molecular function: metal ion transmembrane transporter activity. NCBI's taxonomy places the organism in Eukaryota, Fungi, Ascomycota, Eurotiomycetes, Eurotiales, Aspergillaceae.
AUGGAGCGCAGAAAGCCUGCAGUUACUCCCGAAAGUUAUAUCCGAGCAAUUAUCUCUCUUUCAGGGAGAUUUCAGAGCACCUCUGUCUUCCCGGGAGAUAAUUAUAUCGACCUCAAAGGAUGGAUGGUAAAAGACCACAGGAUCUUCAAAUCGGCAAAAUUAGAAGACGAUGCGAGCCAUUUCGCCUCCAUUUUCGACUCCAAGUCCGAACAACCUCACGAUUUAGUGGUGGUAUACAGCAGCGAUGGGGAAAGGAAGUGGGACCUACAACAAUUUAGGCAAGAGAACCACGAAGAGUUUCAUACGGAUACUUCUGUUCCAGCAGAAGGCGCGGGGCAGAUGGUUUUCAUUCGAGGGUAUAUAUCACCAUCGUGGGUGUCGGUGCUUGGGAGCAAAUACAACAUUGAUCCAGAAUUCUUCAGGCGACACAUGGAUUUUCUUUCUGCAAGCAUUUUCAGACAUUCAUUCGGUUUUCCCUCACUUGCCAGUUCUUCAAAUAACAUAUUUAGACUUUGUGUCAGCACCCUUCUCCAUCGCGACGACUUCGGCGGUCAGGAUCUCCAGUCUCAGCGGUCAGAUCAAUCCACUGAGCUCAAAAUGUACAAACUGCGACACCUUGCGUUUACUAAAGUCUGCUGUGGAGAUUCUUUAGUACGCGAGUACUCUACUGUGUGCUCAUCCUUCUCUGUGAUCGAACAAUGGAUCUCAAUUUGUAUUACGAAAACAGAUAAGGGCUGGACUGUCAUUGCCUGGAUGGAUCAAGGUAGACCCUUGGAACAAUCUCCUCCGGGACCAUGGACAAGUCACAUCAAGUCCAAUACUAUAUUGCUCCCUAUCCUCCAACAUCACCCCAAGAUAGCAUUUCGCAACACGACCAAUCGUCUGAAUCCAGAUGCGAAUGCCACCGCAAAGCUCCCGCAAAGCACGGCCAUUCUUCCUUUACAAUACGAUUCAUUGAUCGCACUUGUCGAUCUCGCCCGUCGCGCGCCUCGAGAUCCGCUUUCAAUGUGCAUCCCGCUGUUUACACAUACGGCAUUCUCAGAAGUUCAGUUCUUGAAUCUCAUUGAGUCUAGGAUACAAAUCCAGAUAAAUGCCAUUACCGAAGCAGUUAAAGCUGACGAGUUGGGAACCCUUCAAUAUUUCUACAACAUCCUUAAUCGUCAUGCCCAGCAGCUGAAAGAUAGUACUCAGGCACUCUACAAGUUGGCCGAGCGAAGUAACCAGGGACUGAACGCUGUACCACCGGGUCUCGGCACUGGCACGUAUCGAGGGAUCUCAGAGGCUGAGACGAUUAGAAACCUUGGAGUCAAUAGCUCGUGUGGUGCAUUUACAAUCAGGGGCCUCUUACAAGACUAUGAAGAGCUCCAGGGUCGUUGUAUCGACCUGUCAAAGAUGUGCACCCGGGGUAUAACCAUGGCAAUGAACAAAGCCACAAUCGAGGAAUCCCGCAAAGGCAUUGAGCAAUCUGAGCGAGUCAAGAAGUUGACUCUACUUGCAACGCUUUUCAUUCCUCUUAGCUUCAGCUCUAGCCUGAUGGGUAUGAACAUUGACCUCCUUGGACAGAACACAGUGAAGUUUUGGUGGUUUUUGGUGUUAUGUAUCCCGGUCACUUUGUUUGCCUACUUCUUCUUUCUUUGGGACUUGCAGUAUAUGAGAAUGAGGUGGGCAAAAUUCUGGACAAAUUGUCGCGGAGUUGGGCGAGACAUGGCGGCUAGAAGCAGCGAGAAGGAUCCAAGUCAUAUUGUAUGA